Beta vulgaris subsp. vulgaris (sugar beet) is the source of this 1620-nucleotide messenger RNA. RefSeq names its product phosphoribulokinase, chloroplastic. The transcript has 5 exons. Gene Ontology annotation, molecular function: phosphoribulokinase activity; ATP binding. NCBI's taxonomy places the organism in Eukaryota, Viridiplantae, Streptophyta, Magnoliopsida, Caryophyllales, Amaranthaceae. Gene Ontology annotation, biological process: carbohydrate metabolic process. The record is from RefSeq and is a predicted model, not a curated record. Bases 209 to 1420 code for a protein of 403 amino acids. Gene Ontology annotation, cellular component: cytoplasm; chloroplast.
UGAAAACUACCUUUUUCUUUACUUUUUGUUUUUCCUAAUCCAAAAUUCUGGUCCAAAUUGAAUAUCUUCCCAUCAAAAGAAAAACCCAUUUCAAGACAUAAACUUUCUUAACCAAAUUGAUCAAAAAAAUCUCAAACACCUACUUCAUUUUUUUUCUUCCACAUUCUCUCUUCUUUUUUUAAAAGAGAGAAAAAAAAAACAGUGAGAAAUGGCAGUGUGCACAGUAUACACAAUUCCCACAACAACUCAUUUAGGAUUCAACCAAAAAAACCAAGUAUAUUUCUACAAUAAUAAGACCUACAAUUACAAAAGAGCUAAUAAUUUCUUCACUAGACCCUAUCCCUAUGUGAUAACAUGUUCUGCAGGUGACUCACAAACAGUUGUGAUUGGUCUAGCAGCAGACUCAGGAUGUGGGAAGAGUACCUUCAUGAGAAGGUUAACUAGUGUGUUUGGAGGUGCAGCAGAACCACCAAAGGGAGGAAACCCAGAUUCAAAUACCUUAAUUAGUGACACUACUACUGUUAUUUGUUUGGAUGAUUUUCAUUCUCUUGAUAGAACUGGAAGAAAAGAAAAAGGUGUUACUGCUUUAGACCCUAGAGCUAAUGAUUUUGAUCUUAUGUAUGAUCAAGUUAAAGCUUUGAAACAAGGUAAACCUGUUGAUAAGCCUAUUUACAACCAUGUUUCCGGCUUGUUGGACCCACCUGAGGUUAUCCAGCCCCCGAAGAUCUUGGUCAUCGAGGGCUUGCACCCCAUGUAUGACGCACGUGUUAGGGAGUUGCUGGACUUCAGCCUCUACUUGGACAUUAGCAAUGAAGUCAAAUUUGCCUGGAAAAUUCAGAGAGACAUGAAAGAGAGAGGACACAGUCUUGAAAGCAUCAAAGCCAGCAUUGAAGCCAGAAAGCCAGAUUUUGAUGCUUACAUUGAUCCACAAAAACAGUAUGCUGAUGUGGUGAUUGAAGUAUUACCAACCCAACUAAUUCCAGAUGAUGAUGAAGGAAAAGUGUUGAGAGUUAGGAUGAUUCAGAAGGAAGGAGUGAAGUUUUUCAACCCAGUUUACUUGUUUGAUGAAGGAUCCACUAUUUCUUGGAUUCCCUGUGGUAGAAAGCUAACAUGUUCUUACCCUGGCAUCAAAUUUUCCUAUGGCCCAGACACUUACUACGGCAAUGAGGUGACAGUACUAGAGAUGGACGGGAUAUUUGACAGAUUAGACGAACUAAUCUAUGUUGAGAGCCAUUUGAGCAACCUCUCAACCAAGUUCUAUGGUGAAGUCACCCAACAAAUGUUGAAGCACCAAGAUUUCCCAGGAAGCAACAACGGAACUGGCUUCUUCCAAACUAUCAUCGGAUUGAAGAUCAGAGACCUGUUCGAGCAGCUCGUUGCCAGCAGGUCAGGAGCUCCUGCAGCAGCUGCUAAGGUCUAAAGCUUGAGCUUGUAGAUGAUUAUAAAAAAUGUAAUAUUCCAUCUGAAUCUAGAAUUCUUUUUCUCUUCAUAUGUAAUUUCCACUACCUACUCUUCCUGUAUAAGUUGCUUUUGUAGGCGACUAUGAUAUUCUGUUGUUACAUAAACAUGCAUCAAAGCAAGAGAUGAGAAAUGCAGUUCAAAAGAAAAUUUAUAUAGCAA